GUCUGCCCGCAGCCAGCGGGGGAGGGGAGGCGACAGGGCUGUGGUGACAGCGCUGUGGGACCGGGAAGCUCCGGGUCCCGGUGCUUCUGCCUCUUCCUGCUCUGGGUUGUUUCGUGCCGGAGACCACCCAUCAGUGUGGCGGGUGACGGGUGAGGGAGGUGACAUGACGCGGCGUCUGCUCCUGUCAUGAAGCCUGUACCAGGAGAGACCUUGUGCGAGGAGAGACCCUGUGCGAGGAGAGACCCCGGGUGAGGAGGGACCCCGGGUGAGGACAGAACCGGGAAAUUAAGGCUUGCUGUGGCGUUGCUUUGACAAGCACUUCCUGUUGUCUUCCCUGUUCUCAGUGAAGAAGAGUCUCAAAGGAACAUUUGUCUCCCUAUACCUUUGUUAAUGGCCAUUAGCAGCUAGCAAAUGCUUUUAAUGACCAGGAAAACAUCCACCACCCUUGUGCUUGGUCUGCUCCAGCAGUCGAAUGAAGGUUUCUUCCAGUUGUUUCCAGAACUCUAUUGCUGAAGCCCCUCUCUCUUGGCUGAAUGUUCAUGAAGCCCUUUCCUGAGCCAGCUUAGGAGGCCUAGGCCUCUUGGAGCCUGUGACAUGGAAGCUUUGGAAGUGGAUGAUAUCAGCCCGGCUUUGGAAGUUACUGAAGAUUUCUUUAGUACUUUCGAUAAUAAGUUAGAAAAGGUUGUGCAGCAAGCUGAGGUUUAUGGAAUUCAGGAAGUCCCUGAACUGGUGGGGCAAGAGGUCUUCAGCAAUGUAGCAGACAAUGGUGCUAUCAGAAAUGUUGCCUCCCUGGGCAAGGGGGGCAUGAUUUGGGACUCCUGUAAGAGCAGGCUGUUAGAAACCAAAGUUCAAAAUGUCUUUCCUGCCAAAGAACAGUUUAUGGUCCAGAAAGGGACAACCCCAGAUAACCUAUCCUGGGUGGAACAAAAGGAAGCGUCAACCUUUAAUUUUUUCAACAUCUGUCAGCGCCGGAGGGACAGACCUCGUUCUGUGAAUGACUUAUUGGAUGAGACCUCUACCUUCAAGCCAGGGCAUGCUCGAUCAAGGUCAGAUAUUACCCAGGUGGACUGGAGGGUAGUCCUUAAAAGCACACCUUUGCAGCAGCAGCGGCAGCAGCCAUCGCUUCAGGGCCCUUACUUCACCAGGCCGUCGUGUCUGUCACCCUCACCAAAUAAGGUAGAAGAUGCUCAAGGAAAUACUGAACACAAGCAAGCAUUCCCAAACAUUCUGAAGAAGGGUUACCUGGAGAUUAGGAAGGACCAUGACAGUUACUGGCAAAGCUGUUACGCAGAACUCUCUCCCUACAGCUUAUGCUUCUACAACCUUGACAGCAGUGGGAAUCAAAACCUCCAUGACACCUACCAGCUUUCACACUUUCAGAGCAUAUCUGUUCUGGGCAACCUUGAGGCCAGGCUGGUGGAUACUGUUCUAUAUGACAACACUCAGCUACAGCUGAAGGCAGAGUCACCAUGGGAGGCUUUGGACUGGGGGCAGAAACUCUGGGAAGUCACGCAUGCUGCCGUGCCUGGUUAUGUGGGAAGGCAGGAUGAACUGGCAAACUCACCAGGGCUUGGUCCUCAUGUUGACUGUACACAGCGUCAUUAUUUACAGCAGAAAUCCAGUGAGCUGCUCUUGCUGUCCCCUGUCUUGGGUGGCCCCAGACAGCACCAAAACAUUCUCAAAUCAGGGACACUCUACAGGCUAACUAUCCAAAAUAACUGGAAGGCGUUUACAUUUGUGCUGAGCCAGGCCUGCCUUAUGGCUUUUCAGCCCGGCAAGCUAGACGAGGACCCCCUGUUAAGCUACAAUGUGGAUGUGUGUCUUGCUGUCCAGACAGACAACCUGGAUGACUGCGACUCUUGCUUUCAAGUCAUUUUCCCCCAGGAUGUCCUCCGCCUCCGUGCUGAGACCCGGCAGAGGGCUCAGGAGUGGAUGGAAGCUCUGAAGACAGCCGCCAAUGCAGCAAGGAGUUCAGAGCAGAACCUGCAAGUCACACUGAGGAGCAAACCCAUGGACCUGGUGGGUGGGCUCGGGCUCAGGAAGAGCCAACGUCAGUCUGUGACCACCAGCUUCCUCAGCAUUCUGACGACGCUGUCUCUGGAACGAGGACUCACGGCUCAGAGUUUCAAAUGUGCAGGCUGCCAGCGGCCCAUAGGCCUCUCCAAUGGGAAAGCCAAGGUGUGCAGUUACAGCGGGUGGUACUACUGCAGCAGCUGCCACGUGGACGACAGCUUCCUCAUUCCUGCACGCAUAGUCCACAACUGGGACACGUCGAAAUACAAGGUGUCUAAGCAGGCCAAAGAGUUUCUGGAGUAUGUGUAUGAAGAGCCCCUGAUCGACAUCCAGCAGGAGAAUCCCCUGCUGUACCAACACGCUGAGCCACUGGCCACCGUGGUGCGGCUGCGACAGCGGCUGACCUCACUUCGAGCCUAUUUGUUCAGCUGCCGGGCAGCGGUGGCCGAGGAUCUGCGCCGCAGAAUUUUUCCCAGAGAGUACCUCCUUCAGCAGAUCCACCUGUACUCCCUCUCCGACCUGCAGCAGGUGAUAGAGGGAAAGCUGGCUCCAUUCUUGGGCAAGGUCAUUAAAUUUGCCGCCUCCCACGUGUACAGCUGCAGUCUCUGUAGCCAGAAGGGGUUCAUCUGUGAGAUCUGUAACAACGGAGAGAUCCUCUACCCUUUUGAGGAUAUUUCAACAAGCAGGUGUGAAAGCUGUGGAGCCGUUUUCCAUUCUGAAUGCAAAGAAAAGUCUGUGCCCUGCCCAAGGUGUGUCCGCCGAGAGCUGCAGAAGAAGCAGAAGUCUUUCUGGCGGAGGCUGAACAUGGACGAGAGCCUGGAGGAGGCGUGCAACAUGUUUGAGCUGUCCUGCCAGAACACCUGACUAGGCAGGCACCAAGGCCAGGGCUUGCCCUGCAGUGACCCAUCCACCCCAGCAUCUCCCUACUAGCCAGUUAGACCCCUUUGGGAGAAGAGUCGUGUCUCACCUUCAGCUAGGUAUAGAUAUAUAUUUAUAUAUACACACACACUGUACGUCCUGUACAGGUAUUCUGUAGCAGUCCUCGUCUACAUGGUCCAUGGAGCUGCUGUAGCUCAAAAGUUACCAAUAGCUGAAUUAUACUUAGCCAUGAAUUUCAGCUGCUUACUCCCAAGCAAAAUGUGGUUUACAUACAAUGCUUUAUAGUUUAGACUUUUUUCAGUUUUUUUUUUUUUUUUUUUUUGGCUCUCGGGGCCAUUUUAUUAAACAGGACACAGGAGGAAACAUGUCCUACAGAACAGCAGCUCUUCAGGUUAUUUUUGUGUUAUUUAUUUUUAGCCUUCACAGAGGAUGACACCCAUCAUCAUCUGUUUUGUAAGAAAAUCUUCAAAACACAGGAAUGACUCCUGGAUCCUUCCCUGGCUCUCUCCCCUCGGUUUCUUCUGCAGAGGUGGGGAUCUGAGCCAAGUGGCUUAGGAACCAGCAGAGCGAGCACCCUCAGACAGGAAGCACACACCUUUACUUCCCAGGAGAACUGGGUCUGGUUUGCAAGUUCAUCUCAGAAGGCCUCUUCUUGAGAAAAGGAGACAACUCAGUGACCAGUAACUGCAUGUCAUCAGUCUGUUUGCUGGUACGAAUCCCAACGCCCAGCCAAGGGUGCGAUGCUGCACUGCAUCCACAGGCUGUGAACAUGGCUCUCGGAAGAGCCGAGUCCCAGCGGUUUCAUGGUGACAUUUGUGAUUGUUUAAUGAUCCUGGCCUGAGGAGGUUUCCCAGGAUAGCCAUUCAAUACAUGGGUUUGUAGACUGGUGGGCAGGGUAUGCAGUGCCUGCAUUCCAACAGGCAGUCUUCAAUUUCUUUUCACAGAAACCUGUGUAGGCAGUUCCUACCUAUUCAUUUUAAAUGCGUUAUUUCUCAUUGUUCUUCACUGCCCUUUCAUUUUGACCUUUAAUUUGUCAUUUUAGCCACUUCUACUUUCCUGUUUUUUUGUUUAAAAAGUCAGAGUAACAUGGAACUUCAAAAUACCAACUUUAGACUAUUAAGAAAAUACCAAACUUACAAAUAUAAUUAAUUAAACCUAAUAUUGUUUAAAUACAUAUACACAUGUAAUUUCCAUGUUAAGGUAAAACAAAAAGUGCUAAAAUAAUAGGAUGGGGAUAAGAAAUAGAAUGAAUGGCCUCGCCCUCAGCAGGCAAUGUUGUCCCGUGCAGCACCCUUUUAAGAGCCAGCUAGUAGCCGCUGUGGCAGAAAGAGCAGGUGAGGUGGGGCCCGGAUCAUAGCUCGCAGUCCCUCCACCUUAUCCCUUCCGAGAACAAAUGAGCUAUGCUGCAGCAGUUCCCAGUGGACUGCAUGAGAAGACUUUGUGUCUCUGCUGCACAGACGCCCUCAACACCUUCCUGGUUUGGUAGUUUCACUGCUCCUAGGACCUGGGGAAUCAGGGGCUCCCGAAGGUCAUGGGGCAUUUAACCCACUGCUCCUGGCACCCCAUACCAUGCUCCCCAGAUCCCAACUCAUGUGACUUUAGAAUGACUUCUGUGCAGACAGUUAGGUGUAAGCAUUUCACCUGUCAACCCAUGCCGGUCCCUUUGGCCCAGACCACACAUUUCAACUGAAUAGCAUGGCACCACGGACUCAUUGAUUUUCUGAUUCGAUAGGAGCUGUAACCAAGGCUAGACAGGCCUAUUCAUGAGACGCCUUAUGGUGCCUUUACUCUUGGAAACACAGGCUGACCUUCCCCACUCUGGUCACAGAGAACGUCGCACACUAAAGCAAAGGGGCGUAGUCUCAAACAAGCCCUGGGCACACAGGCAACAGAUCUGGCCGUCUCCACGUCCCUCCUCCCCUUCAUCAGGUACGGUAUUUAUAUUUUCCAGCCUCGGAGAAGAGAGAACAGGAUCUUUCACAAGAGAAUUACAGACCUGCUUAUUAUAAAACAGAUGUGCUCUGAUGGCACAGUGCCUUUUCCCCGCCCCCAGUUCCCUGUCACCGCAGCUCGCUCUGCCUCCUGCAAUUAACGUGCCGUGAUUCCCCCGCCAGCCCCACCCCAGCACACCACGCUGGAGAUGACGCGCAGGGCCAUCUCCUCCCCUUCCACCGUGUUUCGUUUGUGUACAGAACCUCCUGCCCCACUCACAAUCACCCAGGGUCAGACCUGCCGAGAGUCAGGAUGAAAUUCCGGACCCUGUUCCAAAGGACCUUGUUUCCACCAGGGCCCAGGUGGAGGCUCUGCCACAUAUGAGCAGUCCUUUCUGCCCAGAACCAGUCCCAGCUGCUCUGUGUUCUCUCCUCUUGUCCAUCCCUGACGGCCUGGCCAGUGCUGGCCACAGGCCUGCACAACACUCACCACCACCACCAAAAGCUGAUAGAACAGAGCGAAGCCGGCAUAGGAGGUGGGUCUGCCAUGAAAAUUCAAAAUUGCUAUUUUCAGCCCAGAACGCCUUAGAGCACCUGAACGCUAUUACUGUUUUCAACUCUAACAAACUAUGGGUGCACUGUUAGGUCAUUGUUCCACUGCUUAGAAACUGGAAACAAAAGCAAAUCUGUAGAUUACCACCUCCUUAAGACCAGGCUAAUACCUGCUUUCCCUCAUGUUCCGUUUUUCAUCCCAUGUUAAAUAUCUUGCACAUAAAGCACAUGAGAAAAUGGUCAAUUAAUCUCCUGGAGCUGGCAGCCGACUCUGAGGAACCUCUUUUCACUUGAAAGGCCCAUUCCCUGGUGUAUCACUUGAGGAAGUCCCUCCUAACAGUGCCAGAAACUCGUGUAUGAGACAGUCCCACCCUCGGUGAGGAAGCCAGCUCCUAAAAUAGACCCAGUCUGCACCGCGGCAGGAAGGCCACAGGCGCUGAGAAAGCAGUCGACUGGAGUGGCAGCCGCGUUCUUCCCAGGCCUGCUUUUUCCCAAAGUUGAAAGCCUCUUUCUGUGAAAACAGUGUAAAAAUCUCGUCUCUCCUGGCCUCCCUGCAUUCCCAGGGGCUGUAGCAGAGUCGUUUUCACGUCGGCAAGCUAAAGGCCAAUCUCUCCAGCAGCUUUAAUAUUUGAUUAGCUGAGAGGGUAAUUGCUUUUUCACUCUCCUAGACGAGGCCUCCAACAGAAAGGGAAUGUCGCUAGUGCUUGGCACUUGUGGUUUCCAGCCCGCUCAGUGGCAUCCUUCAGACUGCAGCAGAGGGCCUGAGCCGGGCAUCCUUCCUGCCACAGUGAGAGCUGAGCUGCCCUAAGGCACUAGCUGCCCAGGCAGCCUUUGUGAAGCAAAGCUGGAGUGAGUCCCCCUGGGUGGGGUCUGGCCUAUUUUUGUGUUUGCAUAUGGACACACUGGACAGUACACUGGAUAGUUUCUUCCAUGCCUCCUCAAAAAGGCUUGGCUUCCAAACCUGUGGGCUUGUUUUCUACCCACCGGCCUGAAGAGGCCAUGUGUAAAUUACUGAUCAGGGUGCCACAUCUUCAAAGAGAGGCAUUAUCUGAGCAGCAGAGAUGUGUUCUGCUCCUGGUUCAGGGCAAAGCCAUGCUGCUGUUUGUGUGUUUGGGCAGAAUUAUUCAUUGGCACUGAUCUGCCGCGCUUUGUUGAAAUAACUGGAUUCUGAAAUAAGUCUUCAGCUCCUGACUCGAAUGCUGCCUGGAGCAACACAAAGCUUAUUUUAUUUUAUUUUUUACUUCUCCCAGUAAAGAGAGGUGCAUGCAGUUUCCCCUUAUUUCUUGAGUUUUCUGUCUCACUUCUUUUCUUACUCCAAGAUAACAUGAAAAAGUACAGAAUUUGGGGCAAGACUGAAGGAAACGAGCACCUCACUCCUUGGCAGGCAAGGAGUCAGUGGGAACUCUGUCUGUUCUCCUCUCCUUGGCCCUUGUUAACCACCCUGAGUCCAGGAGAACUGGCUACUUGAGGCUGAGCACAGUGCCGGCUGAGGACCCUGCUGCAUGGAUCUGAAGACAGUGUUGCUUCCCAGCACAUGGGACACAUGUCGAUGGUCAAGUCCAAACACCCUAGUCCUUGUUAAACUCCAGGUAAAAGUCCCAGGAACCUAAGCAUAGCCAUCUCUGUCAGGAGGCUCCUUCAAGAUGAGUUCCAAGUGAUCCUGCUAUAUGGCACUUUCCUCGUAGAGGGGCCUCUGAUGUGGCAGAGGGCUCUGGCAAACUCUGUUGAGGAGACACCUGCUGUCUUGCUUUGGUUCCUUCCUGUGGAAAGAAGUCUUGUUAGAAAGGUCUGGAGUGAAGCCAGUUGUUACCCAGGUAGAAGAUUCAGGCACCCACAGUGACCCAGCACAGUGAAGAUCCCCUCCUACUGGCCGUAGAGCUGCAGACCAGCCUCUGUCCCUUCCCCUUGACCUUCCUUGCCCUAGUCCUGAGCCCUGGCCCAGAUUCAGGCCUCGUGGAUGGUUAACCGGCUAGUGGACAACUGAGCCUGAGGCUUCUUUGUGUUGGCACCCCAUUUGUUAUUUCCCCGUAGGAGUGCCUUACAGUGCUGCCUAGCGCUUCUCGUCCAGUCUGCUGACCCACUUGGAGCCUGCAGGGCCCUUCACCUAAAUGCGGGUCACUUUGCUUCUUCCCUGCUGGCUGCUCCUGAUACAGAUGUACUGGAGCCUGCACGCUCCAUGUGCAUGUCAGACCUUCACCUUUGCUUAACCUGGUGCCUUAACCUCAGUAGUCAGAGAGUCCCUGUGGAGACACUCAUUCAGGUAGAAACAUUGGCUUCUCAGCUCCAGUACACUUUUACCAGGAAAUACAAAAGAUGGAAUGUUUUAGCUUUGGUUAUGCUGUUUUUCAAUCACUCUUUUCGUUGUUUGCAUGUUUGCUUUCAUUAACCAAACUCAGGAAUGUCAUUAUGUCACCAAGGCCAAUGGGUAGAGAAACUACACCAGUUAACCAGAUCUGAAUCCGUAAAGUCAGUGGACUUAGCCUUUCUCAGGUUAAAAAAUUACACAAACACAAGGAUCUUCUUUUCUUUUGCUGUAUAAAUGUUUUCUGUUUAUUUUUACACCUGUUUUCCAAGUGGGAAAUGGGAAGCCUCUUCGAUAAAUUGUGAUAAAAAUGUUUCUGUGUGGUAUGGGCAGUCCACUGAGCUUCCACUGCUGGAGGCCUAGGCUUGAGUGUGUUCAGCUGUGUUCAGCUGUCAGAAUCUUGUCAUAAAUAGCCAGUAGCCUACCAUAGAAGAUUUAAGAAAAAACACCUGUCUUUAAGGAAUAGCAAAAGAAGGGAAAUGCUUAGGUUGCAAAUGAAAGUGUUGAACAUGGCGAUGCGGAAGACUGCUUGUUCUUGUUCUUUUGCUCCUGCAUCAGAUCAGUGUCAUUUUCCCUUAUUUCUGCUCAUGCAGUACAGAAUUGACUAAAAUUUGGGGUUUGGGCUAUUAUACCACUCUGUGUUGAGCUAUUUGUAAUAGCUAAUGUGCUAACUUAUAUUGUGUUGUUUCUGUUUUCUAGAUUUUAUUGCCUUUUGGUUUGGCAUAACUUAUCCAUAUUUUUGUUUACAUCAUUUUUUAAAUAUCAAUAACAGUAAUAAUAUAAAAUGAAGUUGUAUUGUUGACAAGACCCCAAGUUUUUAUGGUCAUCUGUCAUGUAAUUUAAGAGCACCAGUUCCUAAUGUAUAAAGUUCUCUCUCCUUCAAUAAACAA
Molecule: messenger RNA, 8567 nt
Organism: Equus quagga
Lineage: Eukaryota; Metazoa; Chordata; Mammalia; Perissodactyla; Equidae
Gene: PLEKHM3
Product: pleckstrin homology domain containing M3
Exons: 8
Coding region: 595-2877 (760 amino acids)
Source: RefSeq, a predicted model, not a curated record